Molecule: messenger RNA, 2263 nt
Organism: Cyphomyrmex costatus
Lineage: Eukaryota; Metazoa; Arthropoda; Insecta; Hymenoptera; Formicidae
Product: ankyrin repeat domain-containing protein 13C
Exons: 9
Coding region: 702-2021 (439 amino acids)
Biological process (GO): protein retention in ER lumen
Cellular component (GO): cytoplasm
Molecular function (GO): signaling receptor binding
Source: RefSeq, a predicted model, not a curated record
CGGACGAUCGCUUUUCCUUCAUUGUGCGUUGGCGUUCACUCGGUUGCACAAUCGUCCAAUUUUUCGAGUAUGUUUCUCGAGACGAAGCGUAUCACCAGUGCGAGCAAAUGUAACGAGGCUCACGAGGGUUAAAAAUUUCGACCUGUCAUUCGGUCGUCCGUCGCAGUGACUCCAUCGAGUACGUUUUUGCCAAGUUGAUAUCCCGUAAUCCUGCCUGAGAAGAGCGGCUAGGCCUCAAAGUAUCAUAUACACACACACGUAUUUUGCGUUCGGCCAUACAAGAGCUCCAGAACUAACGGGAAUCUGGAGACAUAAAUUUAAGAAGAAUCGAGGACGUAACUGAAGCAAGCACGGUCAUAAUGUUGAAUGCGAUUCCCACAGAGGUGUCGAGAUUUGAAUUUACGAAAGUAUUGCUGUUUAACAUAAGGAAGUGUCGAUAAAGAUAUUAUACAGAUAAGAGCAGAAGGGGAAAAAAUAUGACAAUUACGUAAAGGUAUCAACAAAAGUGUCAACAUGUCAAGUCGCAAGCUCGCCGGAGGGCGAGUCGUGCGUGCAUUACGAUGCCUGUAACGUCCAGUUCAGCUUCAGUAAUCGUGAUGAUCCGUGUUGAUGUCACGCGUGACACAUGUUGUAAUACAAAACGUCGAAGUUUGUAUUCAGUUCUGCCGUUGUAACGCGCCUGAUAGAGAUCUCGGAUACAGAUGAUCAUGGCGCAGGAAAGCGAAGAGUAUCCGCUUCACAGAUGUAUAUUUCAAGGAGAUGUAAAAACGCUGAAGAUCUUGAUUGGCAAACAUGAUAUUGCUGAAAAGGAUAAACAAGGAAACACACCUUUGCAUUUAGCUGUGAUGUUAGGAAGAAAAGCAUGUAUUCAAUUAUUACUUGCACACGGGGCACCUGUAAAGGUCAAGAAUCUAGCUGGUUGGAGUACAUUGGCUGAAGCAAUUAGUUACGGAGAUAGAAUAAUCAUAUCAUCUUUAGUACGUAAAUUAAAGCAACAAGCGAGAGAGCAAAUAGAAGAAAGAAGACCGAAUUUAAUUACUGCGUUGCAUCAAAUGGGUGAUUUUUAUAUGGAAUUAAAAUGGGAUUUUCAAAGUUGGGUACCGCUAGUCUCGAGAAUGUUGCCGUCAGAUGUAUGCAAGAUUCACAAAAGUGGAGCUUCAAUUAGAAUGGAUACGACUCUUGUAGAUUUUAAUGAUAUGAGGUGGGAGAGGGGUGACAUAUCUUUCAUCUUUAAUGGUGACCAAAAGCCUAGCCAUUCGUUGACUGUCCUCGACAAUAAAGCCAAACUUUUUCAAAGAGUGAAAUAUGAGGAAACAGAGCUUGAAAUAGAGGAUGAAGUUGAUGUUCUCAUGUCUAGUGAUAUUAUGGCAGCACAAAUGUCCACCAAAAGUAUCACGUUUUCUAGAACACAGACAGGGUGGAUUUUUAAAGAGGACAAAAGGGAAAUGGUAGGCGCUUUCCACGCUGAUUUUUAUCAAAUCAAUGGUAUGGUAUUAGAAAGUAGAAAACGUCGUGAGCAUUUAAGUGAGGAAGAUCUUCAAAAAAAUAAAGCCAUUAUAGAAUCCCUUACUAAAGGCAGCUCUCAAGGAUUUAAAAACGGCGAGCCUCCUAUGAGACGAGCAUCAUUGAAUCCGCCACCAAAAUCAAAUAUAACAUGGGAUGAAUACGUUAUUGCGCCAUCUGGUCAGUGUCCACUUCUAGGAAGAAAUCUUGUUUAUAAGAAAAGUAGCAAAUCUUUCAAAGCUACUGUGGCAAUGAGUCCAGAUUUUCCCCUUACUGUCGAUAUGCUACUCAAUGUAUUGGAAGUGAUCGCGCCGUUAAAGCAUUUAAGCAAGCUACGCGAAUUCGUACUUAUGAAGUUGCCCCCUGGAUUUCCAGUUAAGAUCGACAUACCGAUUCUGCCUACAGUCACUGCUAAAAUAACUUUUCAAGAGUUUGCCUUCCGAAAUGAUAUAGAUCCAGAAUUAUUUCAAGUACCAUCAGAUUACUUCGAAGAUCCAAUGAGAUUUCCAGACUUAUGACGCUUCGACAUCCUAAUAUUAAUCAAGAUCCAGCCUAGUCGGGGUCUGUUUUCUUCUAUGCUAGGAGACAAUCUGGCUUUCGUGAUUUCAGGCAAUCUGGGAAACAUCUAUGCGAGCCAUUACGUUGUUCAUUGAAUAACUUAUCAUCUUUUGAUUACACCUAACAGCGAAUCAUGUCUAAUAUUUACGAGAUGUUCGAUAAGGAAGUAAAACUAUAGAAGACAAAUAUGCACUAAAUUCAG